Molecule: messenger RNA, 4021 nt
Organism: Equus quagga
Lineage: Eukaryota; Metazoa; Chordata; Mammalia; Perissodactyla; Equidae
Gene: SPRED1
Product: sprouty related EVH1 domain containing 1
Exons: 7
Coding region: 387-1652 (421 amino acids)
Biological process (GO): negative regulation of MAPK cascade; multicellular organism development
Cellular component (GO): membrane
Molecular function (GO): protein kinase binding
Source: RefSeq, a predicted model, not a curated record
AAAGUUUGUUUGAAAAAAGUAGCUUUCUGAAUACACUUGUUUGAAGGAGUGGUGGGGGGAUAAGAAAAGCAUUGGGGGCCAGAUUGUGAGUAAUCUAGGUUUGUGCUUAAUAUGUAUCAGCACCCUUGGGGCAAAGGGUGGUGGCUAGGACUGGAGCGUGAGACCCACAGAUGUAUGUGACAGAAGCUUCUGGAAAUCAGUUUUUCUUGCAAAGUUGAGGAAAAUGUAUUUAACUGGUCAGUAAUAACGUUAAUUUUGAACAGAGUUCCCAUUAAUUUUUCAGAUAAAGGACUAAGAGUUCAAAGAAAAUUUGUUUUUCAAGAUAUCCUCCCUCACUCUUCACCAAAACUCUGAGUAAUAGUUAUGCACGAGUGCGAGCUGUGGUGAUGACCCGGGAUGACUCAAGUGGCGGAUGGUUACCACUUGGAGGGAGUGGACUAAGCUGCGUCACUGUCUUCAAAGUCCCUCACCAGGAAGAGAAUGGCUGUGCUGACUUUUUUAUCCGUGGAGAGCGACUCAGGGACAAAAUGGUGGUUUUGGAAUGUAUGCUUAAAAAAGACCUCAUUUACAAUAAGGUCACUCCAACAUUUCACCACUGGAAGAUUGAUGACAAGAAAUUUGGCCUUACCUUUCAAAGUCCUGCUGAUGCUAGGGCUUUUGAUAGAGGCAUUCGAAGAGCUAUAGAGGAUAUUUCUCAAGGAUGCCCAGCAUUUAAAAAUGAAGCUGAAGGUGCAGAAGAUGACUUACAAGCAACUGAAGAGGAUACUUCCAGUUCUCUAGUGAAAGAUCGUUUCCAACAAGAGACAGUUGUUACUAGUGAGCCUUAUAGAAGCUCAAGACCUUCUCCUUUUGAAGAUCUGAAUGCCAGAAGAGUCUACUUGCAAAGCCAAGCCAAUCAGAUAACGUUCAGUCAUCCAGGCCUAGACAUUCAGGGUAGAAACACAGAAUAUGUACAGCGGCAAAUAUCCAAGGAAUGUGGAAGCCUAAAGUCCCAAAAUAGGGUCCCUUUGAAAUCAAUCCGACAUGUCAGCUUUCAAGAUGAGGAUGAGAUUGUCAGAAUAAAUCCUCGAGAUAUCUUAAUACGUCGCUAUGCGGACUACAGACAUCCUGAUAUGUGGAAAAAUGACCUGGAGAGAGAUGAUACUGACUCCAAUAUUCAGUUUUCUAAACCAGACAGUAAAAAAUCAGACUAUCUAUACUCUUGUGGGGAUGAGACUAAGUUAAGUUCACUCAAAGACUCUGUGGUAUUUAAGACACAGCCUUCCUCAUUAAAAUUUAAGAAGUCAAAACGAAGAAAAGAAGAUGGUGAACGUUCUCGCUGCGUAUACUGCCAGGAAAGGUUUAAUCAUGAAGAAAACGGCAGAGGAAAGUGUCAGGAUGCUCCAGACCCUAUUAAAAGAUGCAUAUAUCAAGUUAGUUGCAUGCUCUGUGCAGAGAGCAUGUUGUAUCAUUGUAUGUCAGACUCAGAGGGAGAUUUUUCUGAUCCCUGUUCAUGUGACACUAGCGAUGACAAGUUCUGCUUACGAUGGUUAGCCCUAGUAGCUUUGUCUUUCAUUGUACCAUGUAUGUGCUGCUACGUCCCUUUGAGAAUGUGCCAUCGUUGUGGUGAGGCAUGUGGGUGCUGUGGAGGGAAACAUAAAGCUGCUGGAUGAAAGGAUCCAGUGCCAAAAUGAGCUUAAAUCUUUGUUUCCAGGAAUUAGCUAACUUGGAUUUGUGGAAGCUUUUGGCAAGCAAUCUGAAAUCUUGCCUGGUAUCAUUGGGGCCACACGCGGAGGAAGCAGAACUCUUCAGUUCUUGGCGUUUCACAAAUGCCAGCCAUGCCUAACUUUUUCCCUUGAGUGCAUGGCAUGUUUUGUUACAGGUUGUAAAGAGUAUUUGCAAAAGGAAACCAUUUCUGGUUAUUGGCUAUAAAAAGUGAGCAUAAAAUAUGAUCCAACUAAAAGGGAUUAAUUUUUGGCAUUUUUGUAUAUUUAUGCAUUAGGUGAUGGGACUUUUAAAGGUUUGAAUUCAUUAAGACGUGAACUAAAAGUGCGCUAAGGGGACAGUUGAUUUCAAUCUAAGAAAAGUUAACACUUGGGAAUUGUAAGACGUAAAAGAAGUGCAACUAAAUCAUUUAUUAGUUGUUUUUUGAAAGCAGUUUUAUGUAUAAAUAACAAAUGUUUAUAUUUAACUAAAUAUAAGGUACGAAUUAUUACAUAUUAAACUUUUCUUCCCCUUCCUAGUUCUGAGGUAGAUGUACAUAUAUCUACUAUCACAUUCCAUUAUAUUUUGAAUAUUUUACUCAUCCUAGUUAAUAACGUUUUUAUUCCAUGUGAAUGAUUUGAUAUUUUCAUCCUCAUUUCCCUUUGGCUACAGUUUAUAUUGAGUUAUAUCUGUACAUUCUGGUAAUCUAAAAUCCUUAAAAAUAUUCUAAUAGCCUUGAGUGACCAACUUUUUUUUAAAGCACAGAUGUAAUUGUCUAAUGUUCUGAUGGGAACGUAACACUUAUUUUUAUAUAAAAAGAGACUGAGUAAACAUUAUAGAAAAAAGUGAGGUUUUUGGGUUGUUGUUUUGUUUUUUUGUGGUAUUCAACCAGCAAGUUGUUUUCUUUCAGAGUUUCCUCCUUCAAAAAAUUCUAUUGCAUUUACAAAUGUUUGACAAGGCAAAAAGUGUAACUGGAUAGUCAGUAUAAAAGUGUCCUCCUGAGAUCUCCAUUCCUCUCUCUGCUAAACCAGAAUAUGUUCAGCUGUGUUACUAAUUUCUUAGCUUAAUUCUCAGUACUUAUUAUUCACAUAACAGUAAUUUUUCUCAGUUGCAUUUUAUUUUAUUUAAACUGGCCAAAAGCAAAAUCAUUUUGUGUUCAAGUGUGUGCUAAACUAUCCCAGGAAUGUAUUUAAUCCAACAUUGUGAAUGAAAUAUCUUGUACAUAUAAAUAGAUUUCUUCUGCAGAACAUUGUAUUACUGGAUGUUUUAUUUACAAAACAGUUGGAUAAAUGUUCCAACAAAUUGUUUAAAAUACUUUGGGGUCAAAUUGUCUUUUUUAAGUGUUACGUUACAACUCUCGCCAAGUAAGGGGUUCUUUAAGAACAUUCCCUGAGAGGGAUAAAGUUGAGAAGUGUGCCUUUUUUUUAAUGGCUUGAAGUUUCAGAAGUGAUAAAAACUAAAAUCACACUACCAUUUGAAGCUUAUUUUCUAUGCAGGUUUUAAAAUGUCAUUUAUGUAUCAUUCUUUUUACAUAUCACAUUUAAGCUUGUGUUUGCUUUCUUCUUUUGCCCCAGAUCAAACUGAACAAUGUAUAUAACACUAUAUCUGUCUGUAAAAUACUUUUUUUUUAAGAAAGCAUUUAUAUUUAUAUGACAGCUUGAACUGACAACAUUGUGUAUAUAGAUCAUCUUGAAGUAUUAUUUCACAUUGAAAAGAAGAAAAAUAUAUUGAUAACUAUAGACGUUAUGAAGAAGAAGUUAUUUCUAGUUUUGUACUAAAAAUCAAUUGGAUGAACUAAAUCCAAAACGUGACACUGUGGCAGCAGUUUUAAGUCUUAUUUUUACUGUUUAUAUAUUUGGACGCUGCUACAUCAGAUGAUCUUCAUCCCUGAAGUUUUCAGCUAAACUUGGUUUCCUAGAAUAGACUGUUAACUUUCAAAAUUACUUUUUAUUGGUGAAAUAGAAAUAUUGGUUUUCCUUGUGAAUGAAUUUUCAUAUUUGUAAGUGCUGAGUUUAUAAUUCAGGUUUGAGCAAGGUGUGAAUAACUGAAGAAAAUAACUUGCUGGCUAUAUAGGAAAAUGCUGUGGAAAUGAACUGUGUAUAUACUUCUGGAAGAACAAAUUUAAUCAUUUCUUCUGUUAUGCACUAAUCGGUAUAGUGCAACUCCUGGUUCCGUACUGUAUUUUAUAUGCAACAUAUAUGCUUUAAAAUUUUAAUGUUUGUGCAUUAAUAUUUUCAAUUUGUUUAACCACUUUGCUGCUAAGAUUUUGCCGUCCCAUCCCCAUUUUUUCCUUUACAAUUUUAAACAAGUUUCUUCAUUAAAAACUAUGGUGAUGAAA